Sorghum bicolor (sorghum) is the source of this 922-nucleotide messenger RNA. RefSeq names its product zinc finger A20 and AN1 domain-containing stress-associated protein 3. The coding region runs from base 77 to 646 and encodes 189 amino acids. The record is from RefSeq and is a predicted model, not a curated record. Gene Ontology annotation, molecular function: DNA binding; zinc ion binding. The transcript has a single exon. Lineage: Eukaryota; Viridiplantae; Streptophyta; Magnoliopsida; Poales; Poaceae.
CGUAGGGCGUUUUACUACAACCGCAGCACCACCACCUGCGCGAACGCGAUCGUGAUCCGCACACGCCGCGCGCAGGAUGUCGCGGCAGCAGAUAGGUGGCGGUGGCAGCGCCACGCCGAUGUGCGCCGCGGGCUGCGGUUUCUUUGGGAGCCCGGCGACCCUCGGCAUGUGCUCCGUCUGCUACAAGAAGCACUGCUGCACCAUUACGGACGGUCCAGGCGCCUCCUACGCCGCAACGGCGAUCGAUCCCGUCGUCACCCGAUCCACCGCUACCGCGGUGACCCCCGGGCCCGGCGCCGCCGCGGCUAAGCCAACGGUGGUGGCCGCGCGCACGCCCGCCGCGAGCGUCUGUUUGUUGGCUCCUGCUGCUAAAGGCGCCGUAGCGGAGGCCGCCGCCGUGUCGCCGCCCCACGCUCCCGAGGCGGCGGCGAAGAAGAAGAAGGCGCCGCCACCGGGCCGGUGCGCGGCGUGCUGCAAGAAGGUGGGGCUCACGGGGUUCGUGUGCCGAUGCGGGAACACGUUCUGCGGGAGCCACCGGUACGCGGAGGAGCACGGCUGCAGCUUCGACUUCAAGGGCGCCAGCCGUGACGCCAUCGCCCGCGCCAACCCGGUCAUCAAGGCGGAGAAGCUGACCGGCAAGAUCUGAUCACCGGCUCAGCGAACACGUAAUACGCAUCUUCCUUCACGGAGUUCUUCGUCGUAGUCGUAGGUUUUGUAGCCAGGUCGUCGUCGUUGUGGCUUCUGCAUCUCUGUCUCUGUAAUGGAUCAGAUGGAUGUCCAUGUGUAGGCUAGCCUCAUGCAUUCUGUUCAGAAUUCAGAUCAUCAGAUGUCAUCCGUGCAACCUAUUUGAUCGUCGUCAUCGAGAACAUGAGUAAUGCAUAUGAUUUUUUUUUGCGAAGAAAUGCAUAUGAAUUUGUUAUUA